GUACGGGCAUGAUGACGCCGGAUGAGGCUUGGCCUGAUAGGGAGGACUUGGUCGCGCUCUUGCAGGAUCACAGAGUGGGCGGUUGCAAAGUGGCGGCAAGGGGGCCGCCACUUACCGACAUGGGCUACAUUCGCUAUGCGGAGGUUCCGGCGGCGAGGGGGAAUCCUGACCUGGUGGGCCAGUUCCGUCAGCAGGUCGGCAACGACGUCUUCCAGAUACGGCGGCCGUCUGCCGCCAAACCGCCGUGGGAGGAGGCGGGAUAUGUCGGGCAGAUCCGUACCAUGUGGGAUCACUACAGACGUAUGAAGCAAAUCAUUGCUGAUGGGACCAACAGACGUUCCUUCCUGCGCAGCGUCAUUGAAAAGUGGCGCAGAGCUCAGUUGAGGACCAAGGAAGGCGCGCUCAUGACACCGGGGGCUGAGGCGGAGGCGUUGUGCGACUUUUGGAAGGCGGUCAAUGGCAGCGAGAAUGAGAGUAACAUUACAAUCAUGACGGGUUACAACUUUGCUGGGGAAGAAAUUGCGGAGGCUAUUCGGGGAUUGCAGGCUAACAAAUCUGCGCCGCAGCACUGCGCUCCACACGUCUUCUGGAAGUUAGCCGCUGAGCCAAUUGCGGACUACAUGGAGGAUCAGGUGUUUGGGAAAUGGCGACGGGGCAGGGCGGAAGUACCUGGUGACUGGGCGGCGGCGUGGCCCAUUACACUUCUUGAUCCCAUGGGUAAGGCUGUGUGUGGGGUGUUGAAGACGCAUCUCGUUCCAUAUCUGAUGGACAAAGCGACGUACCUUCCACUGUUUGGUUACAUACAGCAGCGAUCGCCGCAGCAGGCAUUGGAGUUGGUGUUUGCCCACUGCGCAGAGGCGCGAGAUCUAGCAAAGGCACAGACCAGGUCAUUGUACGAGCUACGCUCAGGUAAAGUCCGCAGUCAAUGUGCGGGCGGACUGCAGAUCAGCAUCGACUUCUCUCAGGCCUUCGAUCGAGCUGAUCGAGGUUUACUUUUCCAGGCCCUGACCUUUCUGGAGGUGCCUGCUGACCUUCAAGAGCUCAUCAAGCGCUGGGCGCAGGCCACCACCUUCCAUAUUCACAAAGCAGACACGCAGUGCUCGUAUUCCUCUGACAAGGGUAUUCGGCAGGGAUGUAAACUCAGUCGCACGCUUUGGUGUUGUCUGAUUGUCUACAUCCUGAACCGGAUUGAUCAAACUCUGGGUACGCCGUGGAGUCAACAACACUUGGUUGGAUUUGCGGAUGACUUGCAUCUCCGAUGGCUCUUCAGUGACAGGUCGGGUAUCAAUUCGGCAUUGCAGGAGGCGGGAACAGUCCUCAGUCUUCUCGAGGAUAUAGGCUUUCUGCUAAGCAGGGACAAGACGGUUUGCUUAUUGAGAGCGGAAGGAGUCCAGGUCCCACACAUGCUGCGCAAAUUGGUACACAAGAAGAACAAGCAAGAGGAACGUAUCCUGUGUAUUGACGGUAGGUGGCAACUACCGCUACGCAAACAACAUGUGUACUUGGGAGCUAAGAUCUCGUAUGGAGCGUUUGAAUUGCAAAAUGCACAACAUCGCAAGCAGGCUGGGCAGGCGGCGUUUGCCAGAUUGAGGCCAACGCUCAUGUCACAAAGAGCUCUAUCCUUGACGAAGCGGCUUCGACUGUGGCAGGUCUUCGUUGUGCCGGCUACCCUUUACUCGCUGGGAGCUUCAGGGCUCACGAAGCAGGCUUUUGACAUCAUCAGGGUGAUGUUUGUGAGGCAGAUUCGGGCGAUCGCGCGCAGUCCCAGGCACUUGACUGAGGAGAGCGACCAUGCUUUGUUAAGCAGAUUGAGCAUGAUGUCACCGUACAAUAUGAUCAGGUUGCAGCAGCAACGUAUCUUUGACACCACGCAGAAUAUCCUAUGGACAGGUGACGGCAGCGACUUUAGAGUACAUCCGACCAUUGUACAGAGGGAAAGACAGCUAUUGGAUAUGGUGCAGGCACUCGCAACUGACAGCGAGAAAGAUCAGGCGGGUAUUCAUUCAUGUCAAUGCGAUCAGUGCGACAAAACCUUUGACAAUGAGGCCGCACUGCGGGCUCACAAGGCAAAGAUGCACAGUGCAGAGCGCAUGAGUGCGGCGCCCACCGUAUUUGAUAGACAGGUGCAUGGGACGGAUGGAAUGCCCAAAUGCAGUGGAUGUGGACAUGCCUUUGAAAGGUGGGCGGACCUGCAGAAGCAUAUUGAGGAGAAUCACUGUCAAGGACGGAUCCCAAUUGCUUCUGAGCAGGUCAAGUCGGUAAUGACAAGGACUAAGGAUGGUGAACUUGACCUCGCACAGAUAUACUGA
This is a messenger RNA of Symbiodinium pilosum, 2309 nucleotides long. The record is from the annotation of a GenBank genome assembly. Lineage: Eukaryota; Dinophyceae; Suessiales; Symbiodiniaceae.